GAAAUAAAGUUUUGAAAAUUGAAGUUGAUGGUAUCAUCUUUCUUGCUAGAUAUAUCAGACGAGAAGUGGUCGACCCAGUGCCGGAAUCGUUUGACUGGAGAUCCAAGAACAUGGUAACGGCAGUAAAAGAUCAAGGUUCCGCGGGGUCAUGCUGGGCAUUCAGCACGAUCGGAAAUUUGGAGGGACAGUGGGCGAUGGCGGGAAAACAACUAACGAACCUCUCUGUGGAACAGGUGGUGGAUUGUGAUGGAAUGGAAGAUAUUAAGGGAGGUAAUGCUGAUUGUGGAGUAUUUGGGGGAUGGCCUUACCUUGCUUACCAAUACAUAAUGAGGGCGGGUGGCCUGGAGACGUGGGAGGAUUACUGGUACUGCUCCGGUCUAGGCGGGGCCCCGGGAACUUGUGAAGUGUGCCCGGCUCCUGGGUAUAAUACCUCCCUAUGUGGCCCGCCAAUUCCGUACUGUAAUAUGAGUCAAAGCUGUAUUGUCAAGCUGAACAAGUCCAAGUUUGUUCCUGGAUUCAAGGUCAACACAUGGAAGGCCAUCAGUGAGAAUGAGACAGUGAUUGCAGACCAGUUGAUGCAGAUUGGUCCACUCUCGGUCGCAUUGGACGCGGAACUGCUACAGUUCUACCACAGUGGUGUCUUCUCCACCUACUUCUGUUCAAAGACGAAACUCGACCAUGCUGUGCUUCUAGUGGGGUUCGGCAAGGAGAAGGGAUUGUUUGAGACCACAGAUUACUGGACUGUGAAGAAUUCCUGGGGUCCCAAGUGGGGCGAAAGUGGCUACUUCCGGAUCAAACGCGGGGACGGAAUGUGUGGCAUUAACACUGCGGUCACCACCGGUGUGCUUGGUGCAUGACCGUUGUGACAUCAUGGACUCCGUGAUUCUUCGCUAAUUAUUACGAUACAACGACGAGAGGUGUAUAAGGAGGAAGGAAAUGACCAAAUUAUAUUGAUAGAUAUAUUAUUUUUGUAUUGAUAAUUUUGAGAUUAUAAAAUAUGUUUGUAAAAUUAUGGUGUACCACUUUUGACAAUUAAGAAAAUACCAUACUAUGGAAAAGGUAUUGUGCUUGUAUUGAUUCCACUUUUAAUCAUUUGAGUGCAGUUCAUAUGCGAUUAAGGUCCGGAAAAUAGAUUUAUUGUAGAGUUAUGAUAAACCAGAAAAGUCAACUGAUUUGGACACUCUAUAACAUGUCGAUUAAAAUAUGGGUUUAAAUGUGUUUUUAGGAACCUACGGUAAUUUAAAAUGUUCAAUAACGUUUUAUUUUUUGAAAAUAUGUCUACAUGCAACUAUAUAUGCUUGAUGUGAUUUGUCAGGUACAUGUACAUUUUGAAAGUUACUCUUUAAGCUUCUCUUGAUGAAAUGACAUCUUACAUUUGGAGGCAACAGACCCUUAUUUUGAAUGAUAUGUGGAUCUUUCAAUAUUUGAAAAAAAAUGAUGUGACUUCUUAUAACACUGCACUCCACAGAGUUCUCCAUUGAUGGUCAUACAUUUGUUGCUAUUCUUUUAUUUCUUUGCCCAUUUACAGGUGCCGUUUUUCUCUACGGAAAAUGGGCCUCCAUAAAAUCUAAUUUUAAUUUGACCUCGACUCAGUUGUUACCUUUAGUUAAAAAAAAAUGUUUUAUCCGAAAAUAAGUGUGUCAUAUUUCCUUUAAUUUUUGUUUUUUUUGCGUCUGUGGUUAUUGUUUAUAAAUGUAUUUUGCCAAAUUUGAGAUUAUGAAAUGCAUUCCAUGGACGUUUACACUUAUCUACCCGAAAUCAAUCAAUCUUCAUUCCUGUGCAAAAGAAGACGUGUAGGAUUGAAUUAAGUUCAGGUGAAAAAAUGGUACUGCAUUAAAAUACAAUACAUAAAACACACCAUUUGUACUCUCUUGAAGAUGUUUGGUUUCUGGCCGUCUUUGUCGGACUCAGAUUAUGUAUAUUGUUAUUUGUUUGACUGUGAUUGAUAAUCUAAUAAAACCCAUAUUUGUUGAUUU
Molecule: messenger RNA, 1976 nt
Organism: Mizuhopecten yessoensis (Yesso scallop)
Lineage: Eukaryota; Metazoa; Mollusca; Bivalvia; Pectinida; Pectinidae
Product: cysteine proteinase 15A-like
Exons: 7
Cellular component (GO): lysosome
Molecular function (GO): cysteine-type endopeptidase activity
Source: RefSeq, a predicted model, not a curated record